Molecule: messenger RNA, 6436 nt
Organism: Coregonus clupeaformis (lake whitefish)
Lineage: Eukaryota; Metazoa; Chordata; Actinopteri; Salmoniformes; Salmonidae
Product: E3 ubiquitin-protein ligase CHFR
Exons: 18
Coding region: 291-2249 (652 amino acids)
Biological process (GO): mitotic cell cycle checkpoint signaling; ubiquitin-dependent protein catabolic process; protein ubiquitination
Cellular component (GO): nucleus
Molecular function (GO): ubiquitin-protein transferase activity; protein binding
Source: RefSeq, a predicted model, not a curated record
GGCCUAGACCUCAUUCUCUCAGAUUACUUUCCCCGCCCCUCCUCCAGCUGAUGCCUGUAAAUACCUUUGGUUGCCAGGAAGUGAACUAGUGUGUGCGCGCCAAACUGGAAAAUGAAGGGACAAAACAUCUUCAAGCAAAAAUAACCGAACGAAAUAAUCGUGCUUUUGAGGGUAUAGUAACUCUAUUUUCAAGGUCGCAGUUGUAAAUGAGAACUUGUUCUCAACUGGCCUACCUGGUUAUAUAAAGGUGAAAUAAAAAAAUAGAAAACUGGAACAAAUCAGCUUUGGACAUGGAGAAGCGUGGAAGGAGUCAACCGUGGGGGAAGUUAGUAAAAAUGGACACUCAAUCUGAAGUAUUGCUUGUCAACAGGGAAUGCACUGUCGGGCGACGAAAAGGCUGUGAUCUUUCCUUUCCUUCUAACAAACUGGUCUCAGGGGAUCACUGUAAGAUAGUGCAAGAUAAGAGCUCAGGGUUGGUGUGGCUGGAGGACACGAGCACCAAUGGUACAGUGAUUAACAUGUCCAAGCUGGUGAAGAAGCAGAUUCAUAUGCUGCAGAAUGGAGACGUCAUCUACUUUGUAUACAGGAAAAACGAACCAGGGCAAAACAUUGCCUACAUGUAUCAGACCAUAAAACCAGAGAGGACAUUCUCACAAGACACAAUUGGUGGUGCCACCAGAUGCUCAGUAAUGCAGCAGAAAGCCCAGACCUUCCCUGUUACCGCAGCAGUGUGUGUGUCUGUGGAGCCAUUCCUUGUUGGACCUCCACGGGAGCAGCAGGCCUUGGAGGAACCCAAGCCCUCCACCUCCUCCCACCUCCUCCACACAGUCUCCUCCUCCACAGCCUGUUCCUCUGCAGCCUCCCUCCUGCACUCCUCUGCCUUAGACGCACGACAGACUGAAGCCCAGAACAGAGUCACAAUGUUGUAUAAGGAGGAGGGGGACAUGGAGCCAGAGAGAAAGAGGAGGAAAACUGACAGUGCUGAUAAGGACUAUGACUUUGGACUGCCACAUACCUCCAGUAUUGCGGUGGUCAGCCCCAGCCCAGCUAAGGCUUCUCUUAUCAGAGAUCUGUUGGGAAAAGCUGCUGUGACUGUGGAAGGAGCCAAGACUGACAAGAUGGAAGAGUCACUCACCUGUGUCAUCUGUCAGGACCUACUUCAUGACUGUGUCAGCCUGCAGCCCUGUAUGCACACCUUCUGUGCUGCGUGUUACUCUGACUGGAUGGAGCGUUCGUCUCUCUGCCCCACCUGCCGUUGCCCUGUAGAGAGGAUCCGCAAGAACCACAUCCUCAACAACCUGGUGGAGGCCUACCUUAUCCAACACCCAGAGAAGUGUCGUAGUGAGGAGGACCUGAAGAGCAUGGACAGCCGGAACAAGAUAACUCGGGACAUGCUGCAGCCAAAGAUUGAGCGUUCCUUCUCUGAUGAAGAGGGCAGCUCCGAUUAUCUCUUUGAGCUCUCCGACAAUGACAGUGACACCUCCGAUAUUGGCCAGCCCUUUGUGAUGUGCAGACAGUGUCCAGGCUACAGGAAGGAGGUCUGCCAAGUUCUGUGGGCCACAGGACCAGCUCCUCUAGGACCAGCACCACCAACCCCUGAGGAUAGGGCAGGGAUACCCCCUGGGGCCGGGGCAUUAUCAACAUGCUCUGAUGUCCCCACUACAGCUCCUCAGGAUUACACCUGUCCUCCUCUGGGCAGCCAUGUAAUCUGCACAUGCUGCCUGCAGCCCAUGCCAGACCGCCGCGCCGAGCUCAUUGGCCAGCAUCUCUCUGCUCAGCAAUGUGUGGCGUGCCUGCGGCCCUUCUGCCACAUGUACUGGGGCUGCCAGAGGAUCGGCUGUCAAGGCUGCCUAGCACGUUUCAGUGAACUCAACCUUACAGACAAAUGCCUGGAUGGUGUUCUGAACAGCAAUAACUAUGAAUCAGAGAUCCUCCAGAGUUACUUGUCAGCCAGGGGGAUGUCGUGGAGGGACAUGCUACAGGAGGGUCUUCAGGGCCUGCAACAGGGAACCUUCUAUCUGUCUGAUUAUCGCAUCAACAGUAACGCCAUACUGUGUUUCUGCUGUGGCCUGCGAGCCUUCGGGGAGCUGGCCUACAAAUACAGACAGAACAUCCCUGCCUCUGCACUUCCUGCUGCUGUGACGUCUCGGCCUGACUGUUAUUGGGGACGCAACUGCCGUACUCAAGUCAAGGCACACCACGCCACGAAAUUCAACCACAUAUGUGAGCAGACCCGUUUCAAGAGCUGAAGAGCCUCGUGGGUGACCUGCUAUGCAAGGCUCCUCUCCAAUCACUGGAGCGAACACAUACUUCCAAGGAUCUCCUCUAUUACUCUCUGAUCAUUUUACUCCCUUAUUAAGCAGUGCCUUGCCCUGAAGAAAGGUAUCUCUCUUAGGUAAUAUAACUUAUAGUUCUCUCACAGGCUUUAUAGACUUAUUCAUUUGAUUAUAUGCAGAAAUUACAAUCAAACUCUUUUGAGAAGACUGGCUAGGUCAUGGUUAGCCAGCCUAGUGUUAUAGAUAUAGUAGGGGUGAGUGGGAUAAUGCUAUGCACUCCACACAGUAAGAGCGGAUUCCCCUAUAUGAUGAUGACAGACUGAUAUCUUAUGGGGAAUAUGAUCAACAUUGCCCUUCAUGUCCUUUUUGGUGAGGGAUAAAAAACUGUUAUCAAUCAGAAUGGACUUUGGCCAUACAUGUGCUGUUACACAGGAUGAAAUGCCAUCUUUUGUGACAGUAUAAGACUCAUAUUGAUAUUAGUAGGAUGUUGUUGAUACUUUUCCUAUUUCCGUGUGCCUGAGUAGUUAACCGAGUAGUUAACGGAUUAAGUUUUUCUUUCUCUUAACUUGUGGUGUAGUACUUUAGAUAUCUUGGUAAAUUAUGUAUUUGAAUUAGAAUCUAGAGCUUCCUACUUAACCGCUUAGUGUGUUGUUCUAAACAUCUAAAUAGUAUUCUUAUGUUAGUUAUAGAAACUUCCCCCAAACAAACUAGGUUGAAGCACAGCUAUGUUAUCAAAAUACAUAUGCAUAUACAGACUUUGAGGUUUCUUGUGGUUCAUAUAUAUGGAUGACAGAUAUUCAGUGGCACCAUUUUGAAUUCAGACCGUUGCUGCUUCUGCAUAUUAAUAAGACUGCUAACUGAAAAGACAAUGCAAUCUGUAUUUAUUGGAAAAGGGAGUUGUACUUAGUUUUGGGAAAAGGGGGAUUUCUGCUCGUUUUCUAGUUUGACGUGGAUUUCCCAACAAGGGCAAAAAGCCCUGUCAAAGCUGCGUAUAUCAGGGUUGAACAAGAAUCAAUGUGACAGUUAGUUGUAUAGGAUUUCAGUUCUUCCGGCAGGGAUAAGGGUUAUGUGUUGAAAUGUAGUUUUAUCUGAGGCUGGGAAAAGCAGGGUAUUCAGUUAUAUGCUUUGCUCAGGAUAAUCAACAUAAAGCUGAUUUUUAAAGUGGUGCGUUAGAGAAGCUUUCUCAGACCUAGAUUAGUACUAACAGCCAAAGCUGUUUUUUUUUUUGUUAGAAUGCACAAUGGUUUGCUAGACUAGAGUUUAGGGGGUAAAAUUGUUCCUCCUCCUUGUUGCAUUAUAUUAAGUUAGUGAUGUUGGCUAAAUAUAUUAAUUAAGCCAACAACUUGAUCAUACUGGUUCUAUCAUACUUCUUAGUAAGGAUUGCCAUUCUGUUUUGCAAGACCAAAUGAAGGACUUGUUUUUCACUAUAUUUAUGUUGCCAUAGGGAAGUGUUACCUUGGAGCAUUUUGGAUAGAUCUUACUAUAGUUUUGUUUAUCAGAGGGGUAUUUAACUCUUUAUUGUGCUAUGUUUGUAUUGUUUUGGAGACAGAGGAACAAGUACCAUGGUUUGGUCAAACCUCAUCAGUUAAACCUUAAUUGGUACAAUUUCCCAUAACUCUUGAGGAAAUAACACAUUGCUGUUUGGUCAGGCAUUCUUAUCUGGCAGUGAAAGCACACUCACCGACUUAGAAUUGAAGAAAAUAACAUUUAGCCACUUCUAACAAUGGAGACUGAAAGUGGGCUCUAUUGCUCUUAGAAAAGAGACUAGAGGUGUGAAAGUCUCACGCUGCCAGACAUGUCGCUGUAUUCUUGCUGUAGAAGAACUGCUGGGGUGGUCUAAAUACUCUAGGAUUAUAUUAUGAGACAAUUAGGUUGCAUUCACACAUGCAGCCCAAUUCUGAUAUUUUUCACUCAUUUGUCUUUUUGACCAAUCAGAUCAGCCCCUUUUGCCAAUAAUUGUGCAAAAGAUCUGAAUUGGACUGCCUGUGUAAACGCAGCCUUAGUUGUGUGAUAUCCUGCCUGUCUUAUUCAAAGUGUUGCAGUUACACAGUACUCCGAGAUACAGGUGUGUCACUUUAUAGAUCAACCGAGACAACUGGCUGCGUCUUACUUCCGCGUUGUCUUAUUAGAAGACCACUAUCAACAACCAGAUGUCCAUAAUGUUGUGUAGAACCACAACAGUAGAUACUUGUCUCUUACCGUUCUGAGAGAUCGGUCACAUUCUCUGUAAAUUACUGACAAAUCACAAUGGAAGUCAAAUUGGCCCAAUGUCUGCAAACCUUUAGUCUAGCUAGAAUGGCCUGAUAUACUAUUUUCUUCAUGAGGCCUUAUCUUUUUCCUACUUUUCAAUAUAUAACUUAAGUUGUUAGUAGUGAAGUAGAGUACAGAAGAAGAAGAAAAAGUUUUGUAUGCAAGUCAUUAGAUUCUGUUGCAGUUAAAAACUUACUUUCAAAGAAGUGCAAUGUUAUUCACUUUGAUCUAAUACCUUGUGUAUUCGUAUGUAAUUUUAAAUAGAUUAUAGUUCUAUCAGACUUUGAUUUUGUAAAUUGUGACAUUAAAUUGACAACAAUGAUUUAAGUGUAAAAAGUAGUUAGAAUGUCCAAACUGUUCAUGUCUAGCUUUGAGGCUAUUUACUUUAUAAUUCAGCUCGCACACAUUGAAAGGAUGAAUCACUCAUUUGAAUACUUAACCAAGAUUACAAUUAGGUUUCAAACAAACACAGAUUAACGACCUGUUCACAAGCGAUAGACUUUUGAAGGCAACUUCCCAAAUGUUCAUGGAGAUCACAUUAUCUGUAAAGGCCAAUGAUGUCUGCUCAGGCAGAAAUUACCUUUAAAAGUCCAUCGGAGCACACUGGUACUUUAUCUGCGUUUGUUUGAAUCCCAGCCCCAAGCCGACCUGUAAUAAGCACUGCAGAAAUGGUGUAGGCUACAACUCUGUCCUGUAACCUCGAUUAAUAUUACAAUAUCCAUUGAGAAAUGUCCUUGUGCAAUCAAUGUGUGUGGAACUCAGGAUUGGAGCUGAAACUCUACCUAUGUAACAAUAUACCCUCAUUGGGACUGUUUAGUGGCAAUAUUCACACUCCCAGACCGACUCUUUUGGGCUGGUAUAAAGGGGUGCAAAUAAUGGGCAUGCUUUCUGCCUGAGCUCAUAUCCUUAUUUGUGAUCUUAUGGGGUGGAUUAAAUCCGUAUCGCGCAAGAUCCGCGUAAAAAUGUAAAGGUAAUUUCCGAUUGAGCUGAGCGUUUACAGUGAAUGCCGUCUCCGCGACCGUGAGAACAUUGCCUUUAAUUGUCAAUCGCGCUAUAAAGCGCGUCUUCAGCACUACGGAUUGAAUAGAGCCCUAAGUCACUGUUUCCCUGUUGUGUGUUCACACUGUGGCAUUCCUCAGAGGCUCAAGCAAUAGCUCAGCACAACACUUCCCAGCCAGCCGAUCCCUCCCCACAGCAGAGCUGAACCUUAAUUAUAACAGGAGGAUCGGGGAACCCUAAGCCAACAACAGUGCAAGCCAUCGAUCAGGAAUGGGUGUUAAGGAGGCUUUGGAGGGUGCUUUGCAUUCUCAGAGGAAAACGCUGUAUUCUAGAGAAAAUAUUGACUCACUUCGUGAGAAAGUCUGGACCAAGAUGCUCUGUACUAACAGUAUGACCAGUCAGUAUAAAGGCCUGGCUGGGGCAAGUUUCAUUCUACCUCAUCAAAGCUCCCGAGACAUUCAAAACAAUCCAGUCUGUACUUUUAUGUUCUGUGGAUUCUAAUAAGUGGAGGACUGACUGGACGGGCAUGUAGAGUAGCGCUCAGUUACGUUUUUAAUGCAGGGGAACACAACUGGUCCUCAGGGUUGAAAGUGGCUGCUGUUUUGUUUGUUUUUUCUUCCCAUUUCUGUCAGUCGGCGACCAAUUUAGACCCGGGAGUUCAACCAGCUGUAUGCACUGCACUCUGAUCAAUUAAUCAAUCAACUUAAUAAAGUGGUAUUGAUUUAUCAAUAUAGAGCCAGGUAUGAAUGAAAACAAAUGGGACUGUGAUUCUUGAACUGGAGUUGUGCAUUCCUAGUUGAAUGCCUUUUGAGCUUUUUGUGCCCCCUGUAUUAGUAAUGCCAAAAUACUUAUUGUUAGGUAUAUGGCUCUAACCUCUGUUUUACUGCACUAAUAAAAGAUUGCUAAAUGUG